This is a messenger RNA of Oxyura jamaicensis (ruddy duck), 2041 nucleotides long. RefSeq names its product pellino E3 ubiquitin protein ligase 1 (gene PELI1). The record is from RefSeq and is a predicted model, not a curated record. Lineage: Eukaryota; Metazoa; Chordata; Aves; Anseriformes; Anatidae. Gene Ontology annotation, molecular function: ubiquitin protein ligase activity; protein binding. Bases 295 to 1680 code for a protein of 461 amino acids. The transcript has 8 exons. Gene Ontology annotation, biological process: regulation of Toll signaling pathway; protein K48-linked ubiquitination.
GCAGCGCGCGGCGGCCGCAGAGGCAGAGCGGCCGUUGGCGCGGUGGGUGGCGGCGCUCCGCUCGGCUCCCUUCGCCUCGCCGGUUCCGUCCCUUCUUUUCCUUCUCCUUCCCCGUCCGACCGCCGAUAGAGAGGCCGGGAGCCCCGGACACCUCCUUCCGCCUGCCUCCCCCUUCCUUCCUGCGUGUUGAAAAAUGUUGUCCUGUCUACACUAGCAGCUAACUGAUCUGAACCCAUUGUUGACAGCCACCAUCAUCAACAGGUCACUUUCCCUCUGCAAGUGUGGCUUUUGAUUAUGUAUCGUAAAUCCAAGUGGAAGUGCGGUUACAAUCUCGCGGUUCUUGGACACGGAAAUAAUGAAAAAAGCGUGCCACAACUCUUGAUCAGAGACCUGAAAUUUGAGAAGAAGUCAUUAGCUAAGCUCAUGUUUUCUCCUGAUCAAGAAAAUCAUCCAUCAAAAGCACCAGUCAAGUAUGGUGAAUUGAUCGUAUUAGGGUACAAUGGGUCUCUCCCAAAUGGAGAUAGAGGAAGAAGAAAAAGUAGGUUUGCUUUAUUUAAAAGGCCCAAGGCAAACGGGGUGAAACCUAGCACUGUGCAUAUUGCCUGUACUCCGCAAGCAGCAAAGGCAAUAAGUAAUAAGGACCAACACAGCAUCUCUUACACUUUGUCUCGGGCCCAGACAGUAGUAGUUGAAUAUACCCAUGACAGCAACACAGAUAUGUUCCAGAUCGGUCGAUCAACAGAGAGUCCUAUAGACUUCGUUGUGACAGAUACGGUUCCUGGAAGUCAGAGUAAUUCAGAUACACAGUCUGUGCAGAGCACUAUAUCAAGGUUUGCCUGCAGAAUCAUAUGUGAACGUAACCCUCCUUUUACUGCGAGGAUAUAUGCUGCAGGAUUUGACUCCUCGAAGAACAUCUUCCUUGGGGAGAAGGCUGCGAAGUGGAAGACAUCAGAUGGGCAAAUGGAUGGGCUAACCACAAAUGGAGUUCUUGUUAUGCAUCCCCGUAAUGGAUUUACAGAGGACUCCAAGCCAGGGGUGUGGAGAGAGAUAUCUGUGUGUGGGAACGUGUUCAGCCUCCGUGAAACCAGAUCGGCUCAGCAGAGAGGAAAAAUGGUUGAAAACGAAACGAACCAACUCCAGGAUGGCUCUCUAAUCGACCUGUGUGGAGCAACGUUGCUGUGGCGCACUGCAGAGGGGCUUUCACGCACUCCCACUGUCAAGCACCUGGAGGCGCUGAGACAGGAAAUAAACGCGGCAAGGCCCCAGUGUCCUGUGGGGUUUAACACCUUAGCAUUUCCCAGCAUGAAGAGAAAAGAUGUUGUAGACGAAAAGCAGCCGUGGGUGUACCUGAACUGUGGCCACGUCCACGGCUAUCACAACUGGGGAAAUAAAGAGGAGAGAGACGGCAAGGAUCGAGAGUGUCCCAUGUGCCGUUCUGUCGGCCCCUAUGUGCCUCUGUGGCUUGGAUGUGAAGCUGGAUUUUAUGUGGAUGCAGGACCUCCAACCCAUGCCUUCAGCCCGUGUGGACACGUGUGCUCAGAAAAGACAACUGCUUAUUGGUCCCAAAUUCCUCUUCCUCAUGGUACUCACACUUUUCAUGCAGCCUGUCCGUUCUGCGCACAUCAGCUGGCUGGUGAGCAAGGUUACAUCAGACUGAUUUUCCAAGGACCUCUCGACUAACACAUGUGUAACCAAGGACUGCAGUAAUCUAAUAAGCUAAGCGAUACUGAUUUUUAAACCAACUGUUUUUCGUAUUCUCUGGGCUUUGCUGGUUUGCAUUACGAUGAAGAAUUUUUUUUUUUUUUUUUUUUUUUGUUAUGACAGCUAAAUCCCUCUCUAUCGAGAAAAGUCUGGAAAUGGAAGAAACAGGGGUAGGAGGGGAGAAGUCCUGCUUUUCUUUAGUUAAUAACUGCUUCUGAAGAGCUGAAAGGAGUGUUCCAGAGUGAAUUUAAAUGCCUUCCGUUCAGUGGUUUUGAAUCACAUGCCCACAGUGUUUGAAAGUUGUUUCUUUUUGUAUAUGGAGGGUAAAUAGUUCAAAAAA